CAUCAAGCCUUUCAUUUCCCCCAGGUAAUUGAAAAACCCUCUCAUCCCCAAAACCCUCUCCUAAUCCCAGCACAAAAUUUCACAGACAUGCUUCUGAGCACAGCUCCUGACCUCACCCUUUCCACUCUCACUCUAACCCACUCCUCCUCCUCCUCCUCCUCUCCCCUCCCCUUCUUCCGCUCCCUCACUCUCUCCCCCACUCCCCACCGCCGAUUCUCCUCCCCACCCAUCAUCUCCGCCCUCCAAUUCCGCCGCCCUCACGCCCUCCCCGCCUCCACCGCUCUCGUCCAACACCUCCCGCCCGAGGAGGACGACCACGAUUGGGAUUCCAGCAAUGUCGCCCAGAGCGACGCCUUCGAUUUCGAGAGGUGCUUCGCCUCCACCGACCUCAAGUACCUCGCCUCGCCCAACCUCGAGGUUCGCGAGCUCGAUGAGCUGCCGGAGCAGUGGCGGAGGUCCAAGCUCGCUUGGCUCUGUAAGGAGCUGCCGUCGCAUAAGUCCGGGACUUUGAUUCGGAUUCUCAAUGCCCAGAAGAAGUGGAUGAGGCAAGAGGACGCCACCUAUGUCGCCGUGCAUUGUAUGCGAAUUCGCGAGAACGAAGCCGGAUUCCGGGUGUAUAAAUGGAUGAUGCAACACAAGUGGUACCGAUUUGAUUUUGCUCUUGCUACCAAGUUGGCGGAUUACAUGGGGAAAGAGAGGAAAUUUGCGAAAUGUAGGGAGAUAUUUGAUGAUAUAAUUAAGCAGGGGCGUGUGCCUAGUGAGUCUACAUUUCAUAUAUUGGUUGUUGCAUACCUUAGUGCUCCGGGUGAAGGUUGCUUGGAAGAAGCGUGUAGUGUUUACAAUCGAAUGAUUCAGCUCGGAGGUUACCAGCCCCGGCUUAGCUUGCACAAUUCUCUGUUUAAAGCUAUUGUGAGCAAACCAGGGAGCUCUGUGAAACCUUACCUCAAACAGGCCGAGUUUAUAUUUCAUAAUUUGUUAACAACUGGACUUGAGAUUCACAAGGACAUUUACAGUGGCUUGAUUUGGUUACAUAGUUAUCAGGAUACUGUCGAUACAGAGAGGAUGACAUCGUUGAGGAAAGAGAUGCAAGAAGCAGGGAUUGAAGAGGGCAAAGAAGUGCUUGUGUCUAUCUUGAGAGCGUGCUCAAAGAUGGGGGAUGUGGAGGAAGCAGAGAACACUUGGCUCAGACUUCUCCGUCUUAAUGUAGGUCUUCCGUCACAGGCGUUUGUUUAUAAGAUGGAAGUGUAUGCAAAGGUUGGAGAACCCAAGAAGUCUUUGGAGAUAUUCAGGGAGAUGCACGAGCACUUGGGUUUAGCCAAUGUUGUGGCAUAUCAUAAAGUCAUAGAAAUUGUCUGUAAAGCUAAAGAAAUUGAACUUGCAGAAUCCCUCAUGGCAGAUUUCAUCAACACUGGUUUGAAGCCUUCCAUGCCAGCUUAUAUAGAUCUAAUGAACAUGUACUUCAACUUGAGCUUAUAUGACAAAGUGGAAUCAGCCUUCUCCCAAUGCCUUGAGAUAUGUCGACCUAGCAGAACGGUUUACUGUAUAUUCUUGGAUUCUUUGGUGAAAGUUCGUAAUCUUGAUAAAGCUGAGGAGAUAUUUGACUACAUGCAGAGUAAUGGGGCAAUAGGUAUUAAUGCCCGUUCCUGCAAUACCAUAUUAAGUGGAUACUUGUCAGCUGGAGAUGAUUUCAAGGCAGAGAAAAUAUAUGGUCUGAUGUGUCAGAAGAAAUAUGAUGUUGAUCCUCCAUUGAUGGAAAUAAUCAACUCUUUCUUGAGUUUGAGAAAGAAACAGGUUAAGAGACAUAUAAGCAUGACACUGAGCAAAGAACAACGAGAGAUAUUAGUAGGUCUACUGAUGGGUGGUUUGCAGAUCGAAUCAGAUGACGACAGAAAGAAUCACAUGAUCCGUUUUGAGUUCAGUGAGAAUUCCAGCGCGCAUUCUGUUUUGAGGAGACAUAUAUAUGAUCAAUACCAUGAAUGGCUCCAUCCUUCGUGCAAGCCCAGUGAGAAUACUGAGCACAUACCGUAUAAAUUUUCCAGCAUCUCACAUUCUUAUUUUGGUUUCUAUGCCGACCAGUUUUGGCCCAAUGGCCGGCGGAUGAUUCCCAAACUAGUCCACCGAUGGCUCUCACCAUGUGUUCUUGCAUACUGGUAUAUGUAUGGGGGCUACAGGACUGCAUCAGGAGACAUAUUGCUGAAAAUAAAGGGAAGUGAGGAGGGUGUUCAGAAGAUUGUCAGAACCUUGAAGGCAAUGUCUCUGGAGUGCAAGGUGAAGAGGAAGGGGAGAGUAUUUUGGAUAGGUUUCCUGGGAAGUAAUUCUACACUGUUCUGGAAACUAACGGUACCUUACAUUCUAGAUGACUUGAAACAUCUUCUAAAAUCGGAUGGGGAAAGCUCAGAGAACAAUACAGUUGAAAAUGAAAACAUCAACUUCGCUAGUGGGUCUGACACCGAUGAGAAUGCCUCUGAUAAUAGUGAUGAUGAUAGGAAUUAAAUUGUAGUGCAUCAUUAGUCAUUCUGGUAUUCAAUUCUGCCAGUACAAGGGCUUUCCUUGUCACCUACUGGAGUUGUAUAUACAAGGUUCACAGAGAAUAGAUGAGUCUAUAAUGAUUUUGUAAUGCAACUAAAUGAUCUCUGUUGGAUCCUUUUGUUCUAGAAUGGUUUGAUCUUUUCUGUA
This is a messenger RNA of Rosa rugosa (rugosa rose), 2676 nucleotides long. Its product is annotated as pentatricopeptide repeat-containing protein At2g15820, chloroplastic. Gene Ontology annotation, molecular function: endonuclease activity; protein binding. The coding region runs from base 88 to 2493 and encodes 801 amino acids. Lineage: Eukaryota; Viridiplantae; Streptophyta; Magnoliopsida; Rosales; Rosaceae. Gene Ontology annotation, biological process: photosystem I assembly; mRNA cis splicing, via spliceosome; Group II intron splicing. The record is from RefSeq and is a predicted model, not a curated record. The transcript is spliced from 2 exons.